GAAUCUGCCUCGUUUCGUUCACGUACUCGCUUACGUGAUCACCAUCUCUCGCGCGCACAGCACAGUAAAGACAUUGUCAAGACGCACUAUCAAGCGCGCAUCCCUGAAAACACAAACUUACCUGAAAACAUCAUGAGCUCAAUCGCAUCCACGACUCCUCCCAGCUCUCCGCCUGCUAUCGUGCGCCGUUCUUCCCUCUGCACAGCUCCUUCCUCCAAGAAGAGGUCGCUCUUUUCGAAGAUCGCCCCUUCAAAGAAGAUGGAUCCCUCUACGCCCACCCUGAUCCGCAAUGCAAUUCUCCAGUCGCGCCGUCAAGUAGUCGCUGCUGCCUCUGCCGCUGUUCUUUCCUCGCUGGCCGAGAGGGAGAAGCGCGAGGUGGCCGACCUCGUCCGCGACACUGUCGUCACUCCCCUACCUACCAUCAUUGUCACUCCUCCCACGCCCGUCAAGCUUGCGCCCGCGGCUCGCCAUGACCUGUCCACCACCCCUCGUACGCAAGAGAAGGACGCCGGGACUGCCUACACCGAGUACGAGGAGGCUUCGCCUUUCCUAGACUCGGCGCAGGACUACCCCGUCUCCGUCUCUCGCAACGGCUACUCCGUCUACUCCUUCUAUGCCAACACGUCCGCCGAGCGAAGUGGGCGUCGUCGCUUCGGCAGUGCGCAUCCCCUUCUCAAGGUGGCGAUUGGCAAGAAGAGGCCAAGCGACGUAGCCAAGCUCGCUCUUCCCUCGCUCCCUACCCUGUUCGUCACCAAGCCCACCCCGGCCGUCACCCUCUCUCCGAGUCUCGCCACGGCGGAGGAAGCCCCAUGUACGCCAGCCAACGAGGACCUCGGUGGUGCACAGCAGCCUCGCGUUGUCAGACUGUGCGAAUCGUCGUCGACCUUUGAAGCCAUAGUGCCCAGGCUCCCUUCAUCGUGGCAAGAGUACGACAGCAGCGUGGCGGUCGAGCAAGGUGAGGUAGUCGAGCAGGUCUGGGCUGAGAAGAAGGGCGACUGCGAGGAUGAGCGCAUCGUAGAGGUUGAGGACGUCGUGGUAGAGGUCGUCGCACCUGCUGGUCAGAGCGGCGACACCAUCUAUCGCGACAUCUACAGCUUCGACGAGAGCGAACUCUGUGGUGGAUACGCGGAUGAGGCGCAAUGGUAUGGUGGCCAGGAUGACGAGGCCUUGGAGAUGGUCGAUGAGGAUGAGAGUAGCAUCGGCGAUGCGACCGAGGGGGAGAUUCUCCCCUUUGGCAACAUCCUCGAUCUACUUCUUCCCACGACAGUCUCGACGUUUCAGGCCUCUGUCGCCGUACUCGCCACGUCUGACCCUACCCCCACUGCUCCCAUCGCCGCUGCGUGCUCGAGCUUCGACCUCCCUUUUCGCGCCCGCUGGCUCGGGCCGUGCAAGGUGAGGGCAGAGCACACGACGCGCAGCAGCGGUGAGAAGCAGGUCGGAAGGAAGACGAUGACGACUGCGCAGCGACAUGAAAGGUGGACUCAGCUUGGAAUCAACCCUAAGCAGAGGCUCUUUUCGGUCUACGAGGGCGGCAGCGAGAAGGACGCGUAAGAGAGGAGAAGCAAGGUGAGUAGGUCGCGAUUGAGCAGAUGGAGAGAGUUGGGAGGACGUGCGUGGAAGGAAAGGCGGAAGACGCGACAGUAGGAUGGAAACGAUGGGUGUUGUUGGCGUCAAGAUCGAAGUUGAGCGAGGGGAGGACUAUCAGCGCUGGUCGUUGAAGUCCAGGAGGGGCAGAGACGAGCUAGUCCACUCGCCCACGCGCCAAGUGCGCAUAAUCUUUUCCAAAACCGUCAUGGAGGCGCUGGCCACCGUAUACGAUAAUCAAGGGCCUCAUGCUCCCUGCGAAUCGAGAAGAGCGAGAAGCAAGGGUGGAGCGAAUGUAUCACUGUAUUAUAGACGUCAUUCGUUGACUCCAGGAAAUAUAAGCAGCCGGAG
Jaminaea rosea is the source of this 1935-nucleotide messenger RNA. RefSeq lists its product as hypothetical. NCBI's taxonomy places the organism in Eukaryota, Fungi, Basidiomycota, Exobasidiomycetes, Microstromatales. The transcript has a single exon. The record is from RefSeq and is a predicted model, not a curated record. The annotation marks the transcript as partial.